GUUCGUUAAAACUAACUACACAGAACACCUCACACACACACCUCUCUCUCUCACCCCACCUCCAAUACUUCACUGUAAUAUCUAUUGUCUUGUUUACAAACGACGCGAGGCUACGGGAGGAUCUAUUGGCUUUUUCUCCGGUUCUCGUCCACCCCCCGCCGUACGGCACAAUGGAAUAUGACUGGCAGCAUAUGAAGCGGGUGAACCGUCGCGGUGUGAUCAUAUCGCCCAAACUCAGCAGCUGGUUGCAGCAGAGCAGAUUUGACAACAGACCGACAUACGGGACCGAACCUUACCGAACAGGAUGGAGUGGCAACCGAUGGAGAUCAACCCGGAGAUGCUGAACAAGGUGCUCAGUGGGCUGGGGGUGUGUGGUAGCUGGCGCUUCGUGGAUGUGUUGGGGCUGGAGGAUGAGGGAGUGUCUUCAGUACCUUCUCCCAGCUGCGCCCUCAUGCUGCUCUUCCCCCUGACACAACAGCACGAGUCGUUCCGGCAGCAGCAGGCUGGGAAGGUGUCGGGGGGUACUGACCUCUACUUCCUGAAACAGACGGUGGUCAACUCCUGUGGCACCGUGGCUCUGCUGCACGCAGUCGCCAACAACCCCACCCACAUAGAGUAUGAUGGUGACUCUGCUCUGAAGAAGUUUCUAGAUGAGACGGCUAACAUGACCCCCGCCCAGCGAGCCACACACCUGGAGAACAACCAGGCCAUCAGAGAGGCUCAUGAUGAGGUGGCAGCCCAGGGCCAGUGCAGGGUGGAGGCAGAUAACGUGAGCUUCCAUUUUAUCACCUUCGUCAAUGUGAAAGGACAGCUUUAUGAGCUGGAUGGUAGGAUGGAGGGACCGGUCAACCAUGGAACCACCAAGGAUGACUCCUUCAUCAAGGAUGCAGCCAGGGUGUGUCGGGGUUUUGUGGAGAGAGCAGAGGGAGAGGUCCGCUUCUCCGCUGUAGCCCUCUGUCAUACCUAGAGACCCUGGACACACACACACACACACACACACAGGUGAACCACGGUACACACACACACCCGGUAUGCACUGGAAACAUACAGUUUGCACUCUCCCCACACACACAUGCGUAGAUAGUAGUUUGCACAAGCCUGGUGUGUGUCACGUUGAUGUCACUACUGCUGUACUUUCUGUCUGCUGUACUCUUUAUUUUUCUGAGCCGGAUCACCACUGAGAAAGUAGUGCACUACAUGGGGGAUAGGGAGCCGUUUGAUCACCACUGAGAAAGUAGUGCACUACAUGGGGGAUAGGGAGCCGUUUGAUCACCACUGAGAAAGUAGUGCACUACAUGGGGGAUAGGGAGCCGUUUGAUCACCACUGAGAAAGUAGUGCACUACAUGGGGGAUAGGGAGCCGUUUGAUCACCACUGAGAAAGUAGUGCACUACAUGGGGGAUAGGGAGCCGUUUGAUCUGCAGCCUGUGAGGUGUCGGGGAUUUUAAGGCUUCCUGUUUGUCUGCUGCCAGACUCCUCAGCUCUCUGCUCUGUUUCUAACAGCUGUUACAACGUCAGACUACGAUGUUAGGAUCACGUUGUCAGGAUGACACUGCAGCAAUGUUGUUGUCUGUGCUUUGCCUUUCUGCAUCUUCCUGUGCUGCUGACUGCCAAUAAACAACCAAACUACACAAGUCUCCGCUCCACUGUGUGAUGUAAAUAAUUAUUUACUACUCUCAUUACUGUAACUGAGUAGCUUUUCAGAGUACUAUUUUACUUGAGUAAAAUGUUAAUGUAAUUUCUACUUUAGUAGGAUAUUUCAGUCCUCUUUUCAUCCCGAUAUUUGUUAACAUGUUUGAUUUUACUUA
Messenger RNA from Salvelinus namaycush (lake trout), 1807 nucleotides. RefSeq names its product ubiquitin carboxyl-terminal hydrolase isozyme L1-like. The transcript has 9 exons. Bases 305 to 967 code for a protein of 220 amino acids. The record is from RefSeq and is a predicted model, not a curated record. Gene Ontology annotation, molecular function: cysteine-type deubiquitinase activity. Lineage: Eukaryota; Metazoa; Chordata; Actinopteri; Salmoniformes; Salmonidae. Gene Ontology annotation, biological process: ubiquitin-dependent protein catabolic process; protein deubiquitination. Gene Ontology annotation, cellular component: cytoplasm.